This is a messenger RNA of Linum trigynum, 1443 nucleotides long. The record is from the annotation of a GenBank genome assembly. NCBI's taxonomy places the organism in Eukaryota, Viridiplantae, Streptophyta, Magnoliopsida, Malpighiales, Linaceae.
CACGUCUCCACACUCAACCCCCACGAUCACUUUUUCUUACACCUACAAUCUCUCUUUCCUCCAUCUUCACCUUCCCUUGUUCCUUCUUCCUCUGACUCCAUGGCAAACAAAGGCAAAUCGUUUGCGGAUAUGGGCAUACUAACUCUAUCAAACGACGACUGCCGAUCCACCCCAAGUCUCGCAGACUAUCUUUCAUUCACGAGCAAGACAUCUAUUGUGGCCGAGUACGAGUUCAUCCACCUGUCCCCUUUCCCUCGAGAAGUGAAGCAGUUAAUUAAAAAUCUUGGCUGGGAAAAUUUCUUUGAUCUCCGGAGUCGAGGAAGCACCAGUUACUGCCCGCAUGUGGUGAGGAAGUUCUACCACAAUUUAGAGCUGUCUGGUCCCUCCGAUUCUCAUCUCGUGUCGGUCUUCCUGGGUUAUAGAGCCUGCUUCCAGCCUCAUCAGUUUGCUGAGAUCCUCGAUAUCCCCGCCGCAGGACACCACAUUGAUAGCAGAAGCGAUCUUCGGCUGUACGAUUUUGAGUUCAAAGUUGAACUGGCGAGACUGACGAAUGGGCGCAUCCAGGCUUCUUUCCUCCCAGAUCCUCUUCGAUUCCUCCAUUGGAUGAUCGUCAACUGCUUCAUGCCAAGGUACAGUGGUCAUUCGAUAAUUCGUAAACUUGACCUGUUUAUCCUUGUGCAAGCUCAAAGAGGUGUUCCUCUUAACCUCGCAUCUCUCAUGUGCAUGAACAUGGUUGAGGCUGCUCCUAGAGGGGUAAACUGGUACACUGCCUUUCCAUAUGCCACCUUCUUGACCACCUUUCUUGGAAGGGUUGGGAUGGAUAUGGGGGUUUAUGCUAGGGAGGACCAUUCCGCCUAUUUGCCAGUCUACCGUAUCGUCGAAGUGACCAAUACUUUUUAUGACCUUCGGCAUACGGAGCAUGAAGAGACCCCUGAGGCAUCCUCAAGCAAACGUCCUCGGCUUACAUGAGAGUCGAUUGAUGCAGGGCGGGGUGGAGCAGUGAAGGGGCUAGCAUUGGAUGUGUUUUGUUAAGAAGUUUACUGUAAGGCUUCGUUGUUUUUUUUUUUUCCAGUCUUUUUCUCCAGCACUCAAAACUGUCAGGUACUGAGGGGAGCCAGUACAUUAUCUGACUAGGAAAGUCUCCCAUUUUUUUAAUUAUCCAGAAAAAUAUUUUUCUAUGCAUGCAGUAUUUUGUGAAUUUGCCAUGGCUAAUUUCCCUAAGACAGGUGACGAGAUGCAGUAAUAGUCAUCCCUAAGCAAGGAGGUGCAAUUGCAUCCUACACUUGCUAUGAUGUGAGAAGCUAUUGCAAGGGUGCAAAUUUGGUUGCAAUUGAAAUUGGCCCACGAGUGGGGACUAUUGAUGAAAUUGCAAUGUUUUCUCAAAAUUAUAGAAGUGGAAGUAGGGACUACCUAUGAAAUUGCAAAUGAAUUUAAAUCCGCUUU